Molecule: messenger RNA, 1865 nt
Organism: Agrilus planipennis (emerald ash borer)
Lineage: Eukaryota; Metazoa; Arthropoda; Insecta; Coleoptera; Buprestidae
Product: 4-coumarate--CoA ligase 1-like
Exons: 7
Coding region: 144-1760 (538 amino acids)
Biological process (GO): long-chain fatty acid metabolic process; fatty-acyl-CoA biosynthetic process
Molecular function (GO): long-chain fatty acid-CoA ligase activity
Source: RefSeq, a predicted model, not a curated record
AUGGCGUUGACUUCUACAACAGUCAUUGAGUACAAAAGUUGACCUUAGCAUUACUGGAAUAAUCUCACUUUAACGUUUGCUUUACUUCUUCCAUAAUUAGUAGAAAUCGAUUCCUCGAAAACGAAGCAUUCCCAAUUGUUAAUAUGGUCUUCUGUGAUGAAAAUAAAGUGCUAUAUGGACCCAGUAGCCUUAAUAAAUUACCUUUAGUAUCCACUGGAAAACUGUUGUUCGAAAAAAUAAAAAAUGCUCCAAAAAAGAAGGCAGCAUUGAUAAAUGAACCAUCAGGUGUUCAAAUGAAUUAUGAGGAUUUGUUAAUACAGAGCGUAAAAUUGGCAAAAUAUUUCCAAAAUGUAGGUGUACAUGAAGGGGAUACAAUCUCGGUUAUAAGUGAAAACACCACCAAAUUUGUAAUUCCUGUUUUGGCAGCACUUUAUCAGGGUGUAGCAGUUAACUGUCUAAGUCAUACGUACACAACAGGAGAAUUCGCAAGAUUAUUGAAUCAUACAAAACCGAAGCUAAUAUUUUGUUCAGAAAUAGUUCAACUAAAACUUAAGCCGUUACGUGAAAGAGCACCUUACAUUAAUGAAAUUAUUACCUUUGGAGAAAUUCCAUAUGAGGGAAUGCUAGAGCAAAUAUUACUUCAAGUGACCGAUAAUGAUAUCGACAGCUUUCAACCUAAAGAUGUUAAUCCUUACGAUACUAUCGCUUUAAUUUUAACAUCUUCUGGAACUACAGGUCUUCCAAAAAGCGUUCUUCUUCCUCACAUUUGUUCAAGACAAUCAUUCAUUUUCAUGAGCGAUAAAGAUUAUGGCCAUAUGAAUUCAAAUGAUAUAUCAUCACUUGUGGUACCUGUGACCCAUCCAUUUGGUUUAAUAUUACUCACAUCUGUGUUGUAUACCAACUCCACAGCCGUCAUUAUGGGCAAAUUUCAACCAGAAUGCUACUUGAAUGCAAUACAGAAGCAUAAAAUUACCAAACUUUACGUGGUACCGACUAUAAUGAACCUUCUUGCUAAAUCCGACUUAUUGGAAAAUUAUAACUUGGAAAGUGUCUGUGAUAUAGUUUGUGCAGGAGCACCACUGUCGGUCAACAUAUCAAAAGUUGUAAAAGAAAGGUUCAAAUUUGCCAAAGUGAGGCAAAUGUACGGCCUCACCGAACUUGGCACAGGUGCUUCGAUGCAGCUGUGGAACAAUCAGAAAAUCUUAUCAAGCGUGGGUAAACUUAUUCAUGAUUUGGAAGGUAAAAUAUGGGAUCGAGAACGAAAUGUAGCGCUGGGGCCUUAUCAGAAAGGGGAACUUUUAAUAAAAGGUCCUAUAUCAAUGAAAGGAUACAUAGAUAAUAAGGAAGAAACGGAUGCAGCCUUCGAUGAUGAGGGUUUUUUACGAACAGGAGAUGCAGCUUAUUAUGAUGAUGAUGGGAACAUUUAUAUUGUUGAUAGAUUCAAGGAACUUAUCAAAUACAAAGGUUUUCAGGUAGCUCCUGCUGAAAUAGAAUCACUUCUAUUAAAAAAUCCAAAUGUUAGGGAAUGUGCAGUCGUUCCCAAACCUGAUGAAAAAGCAGGAGAAGUUCCAAUAGCUUUUGUAGUUAAACAAGGAUCAAACGUUACCGAACGCGAACUAGUACAAGAAGUUAAUGAACAAUUGUCAAUAAACAAAAGACUGUAUGGUGGGAUUGUGUUUGUUGAUGAACUACCGAAAAACAGCUUCGGAAAGAUAUUAAGGAAUUCUUUAAAAUUGCAAGCUGCUUCUUACUGUAAAUAAUAGACGCACUAUUGUUGAUCUACUAAUAAAUUAUUUUAUAUUGAAAGUACCAUUUUCUGUAUAAGAAAUAGGAAUAAUUAUUAUAAUUUUGCAUUAAGCAAAGCA